CGUCACUCUGACAUGUCGAGCUCCAAACAACAUCCAGACUAUGGAGUGGAGCAGAGCUGACCUGGGGAGAGAAUAUGUUUUUUUGUAUCGGGAUGGGAGGGAAACUACAGUGAACCAGCAUCGCUCUUUUAAAGGCCGGGUGGCUCUACAGGACAAACAGAUGAAGAAUGGAAACAUGUCAGUGAUUCUGAAGAAUGUGAUGAUUAGUGACCGUGGAACAUACGAGUGUCGUGUGAAGGCAAACAAAAAAAAACGCAGGAAGAGAGCUAAUCUGAAGACCGACCCCAUCUGUAGCAUCUACCUGAGUGUUGUUGAUCCUCCAGGUCCAACAGGAGAACCAAAGGUGAAUGGACCUGUUGGACUGAUAGUUGGUCUGGUAGUUUCCUGUGUCCUCAUUGUUUCUGCUUUUGUUGGGUUUGUGAUCUACAGGAAGCAUAAAGGAGAAAAGAGUCAGGGUUCACACUAACCUACAUACUGAUGAUCUGCAGCACAUCCAGUAUCUCAGACCUCUGAACAGCUAAACUUUGAGUCUCCUGCUGCUGUCCCAACUUCCAAAUGAUAUCAGUGAACAGGGGGACAGACACCAGGGACCUCACAAAGAAAUUAAUUAUGAAGUGUCACCAUGAAAUGUUAUUCUGUCUUAUCUCUGGGUAUGGAGAUGAUGGAAAGUCUUUGUGGAGAAGGCAGAGAAAAGAAAAUCUAAAAGAAAAGAGAGAAUUAUUGUCUAAUUUUGCUGCAUUCAGUUUACAUAGUAAAAUUAGACUUGCCGUUGUUCAUAAGUUCCAAUUUUAACAAAAACGUAGUGCUUCUGUUUAUUACUAAUCUUAUGGCUGCAGAUUAGUGUCUCACACUUUAACUCAGCACUUUAUCAGGCUUUAACACAGCCUGAUAAAGGAUAUGUGGAAAUUGCUUCAGUUUGUCAGUAGAUCAAGUGUGAAAUGCAAUUAAUUUGACUGAUUCAACGGUCAUUCUUGGAGGUUGUUCAGCAACUUAAAUGUGACCUAAAAGGAGACCAGAAUCAAAUGUAAAAACAUGUAUAUAUACAUGCACAUAUACAUGCACACUCCUGUGAUAAUGUGAUGCUCAGUUUUCACUGCUGUAACCUUUGAGCUGGGCUCGAUUUAUGCUUGCACAUGUUAAAUGUAUCCCCACAUGAAUCUAUGUUGGCCUUCAGCAAAUGUUACCAUGUGUCAUGAGUCGCUGUGUGGCAGGCAGGAGUUGGACCCAAUAUGCAGGCACUCAGGCAUGAGGUUUAAACACAAAGAACUCAGCUUUAUUUGCUGGCAGGAGAAAGUCAUACAAAAGCAAACUAAACUAAACUGGAAACUCAUAAACUAAACUCACAGUGAGACACAGGGAGAUCCACACAGCAUGUGGGAAAUCAGAACUGACGAGACAAGGAAGCGUAAACUGAACACACUGAGAUAAGACAGAGACCUUCAAAGUAAAACAGGAAACACAUAACACAGACUGAACAAAAGACAGAGACUCACAUGCAGGCACUACAACAGAGGGAACAGAGACGUGGAACCAGGGCAGACUCAGACUGGACACAGGGAUUAUAAGAGUAAGAACAACUAUAUUAUAAUUGUAUAAUUGAAUAAGAACAACUUUAUUAAUCCAGAGGGAAAUUCUUUUGUCAUGUACAUGCUCAAAGCAGCAGGAGAGACAGAGGAACAGAUGAAAUAAAUAUAAGAUAUACAAUAUAUACAAUAAGAAUAGUGUACAGUAAUAUACAGUAGGAUAGUGCAAGACAUAGUAUCGGAUAACUCUAACAAAGUAAUAUACAUAACUAUAUCCUGGUGAAUAAACAACUUAACUAUCAGUGCAGGCGGUUCUAGAAAGUGACAAAGUAUUGUGCAAUAGAAUAAAGGGAGUAGCAGCAUAUGAUGGGGGGAUAUACAUAUAUAUAGCUGACAGGGGAGACAGCAACUA
Oreochromis aureus is the source of this 1935-nucleotide messenger RNA. Its product is annotated as V-set domain containing T-cell activation inhibitor 1-like. The transcript has 2 exons. The coding region runs from base 41 to 466 and encodes 141 amino acids. Gene Ontology annotation, cellular component: external side of plasma membrane. The record is from RefSeq and is a predicted model, not a curated record. NCBI's taxonomy places the organism in Eukaryota, Metazoa, Chordata, Actinopteri, Cichliformes, Cichlidae. Gene Ontology annotation, biological process: negative regulation of T cell proliferation; immune response; T cell costimulation.